AGACUACACCCCGAGCCGACUCGGCGCUCGAUUGAGCUUCCUGGCUCUCCAUGUAGUCCAUUUCCGGCGGCUCCCAUUUCUCUUCCGGUGUUUCGGCGCGGAGUGAGCACUGCGAGAGGCAACCGAAGCCUAUAAGGCUUCACUGAAAUUUAAUCCAAAACAUGGAUAUCAGACCAAAUCAUACAAUUUAUAUCAACAAUAUGAAUGAUAAAAUAAAAAAAGAAGAACUGAAGAGAUCGUUGUACGCACUCUUUUCUCAGUUUGGCCAUGUAGUAGAUAUUGUGGCUUUAAAGACCAUGAAGAUGAGAGGGCAAGCAUUUGUUAUAUUUAAAGAACUUGGCUCAUCCACAAAUGCUUUGAGACAGUUACAAGGCUUUCCAUUUUAUGGUAAACCAAUGCGAAUUCAAUAUGCAAAAACAGACUCAGAUGUAAUCUCUAAAAUGCGGGGCACUUUUGCUGAUAAGGAAAAGAAAAAAGAAAAGAAAAAGGCUAAAUCUUUGGAGCAAACUGCUAAUGCUGCAAACAAAAAGCCUGGUCAGGCCACACCAAAUUCAGCUAACACCCAAGGAAAUUCAACCCCAAAUCCUCAGGUGCCUGACUACCCACCAAAUUAUAUUUUAUUCCUAAAUAACUUGCCAGAGGAGACUAAUGAAAUGAUGUUAUCUAUGCUGUUUAAUCAGUUUCCUGGUUUCAAAGAAGUGCGGUUGGUACCCGGAAGGCAUGACAUUGCUUUUGUGGAGUUUGAAAAUGAUGGCCAGGCUGGCGCUGCCAGAGAUGCCUUACAAGGAUUUAAGAUCACACCGUCCCAUGCCAUGAAGAUUACAUAUGCCAAGAAAUAGCUCUAUGGACAUUCUUUAAAUGACUUGGUUUUAUUGAUGGCUUCUGUUCUUCGUUUUUUGAAUUCUACAAUUCAGAAAUUUUGAAGAGCUUUCUGAGGGCAGCAGUGAAAGUAGCAAAACAUUUUGUGUAAACUUUUUUUUAAGCUGAGAUUCUCCAGUGUCCCUUACAAAUUUGGAGUACUGCAACGUGCCAGAGACAUUUUGUGCAAUUAAAAUUUACUCAUAUUCAAUAUGUAAUGUUAUGCCUUUUGCGGGGGGACCCAUUUCUCCCUUUAUCUGUUCUAUAUUAUAAUUUUUUCUAUGGCCACAUUUUAAUUGUGUUUUCCUAAUCACAUUUAUUUUGGAAUGACCAGUAGAAGCUUUGAAAUACUGUUAAAGAACUAAAGAUGUAUUUGAGAGAGGAAAUUAGUAAACAGCUAAUUUUU
This is a messenger RNA of Dromiciops gliroides (monito del monte), 1264 nucleotides long. It is a transcript of the gene SNRPB2, whose product is annotated as small nuclear ribonucleoprotein polypeptide B2. The transcript is spliced from 7 exons. The coding region runs from base 162 to 839 and encodes 225 amino acids. Gene Ontology annotation, molecular function: U1 snRNA binding. The record is from RefSeq and is a predicted model, not a curated record. Lineage: Eukaryota; Metazoa; Chordata; Mammalia; Microbiotheria; Microbiotheriidae. Gene Ontology annotation, cellular component: U1 snRNP. Gene Ontology annotation, biological process: mRNA splicing, via spliceosome.